Messenger RNA from Osmerus eperlanus (European smelt), 1023 nucleotides. Its product is annotated as trace amine-associated receptor 13c-like. Gene Ontology annotation, biological process: G protein-coupled receptor signaling pathway. Bases 1 to 1023 code for a protein of 340 amino acids. Gene Ontology annotation, molecular function: trace-amine receptor activity. The transcript has a single exon. Gene Ontology annotation, cellular component: membrane. Lineage: Eukaryota; Metazoa; Chordata; Actinopteri; Osmeriformes; Osmeridae. The record is from RefSeq and is a predicted model, not a curated record.
AUGGACAAUCCUAAGGACCAGUGGUGCUACCCAACCUCUAACCUGUCCUGCCCCAGAUUAGUGUUCAGUUCUGGGGCUGAGGUAACUCUCUACCUGGUGUUCCUGGUGGGCAUCCUGAUCACCAUCCUGGGCAACUCUGUGGUCAUCGUCUCCAUCACCCACUUCAAGCAGCUCCACAGUCCAACCAACAUGAUGGUGAUGUCUCUAGCCCUGGCUGACCUGUUACUAGGUUUAACUGUGAUGCCCUUCAGCAUGGUCCGUGCAGUCGAAGGAUGCUGGUACUAUGGUAACCGUUUCUGUCUCCUCCACUACAGCUUUUAUGUGUUUUUUACCUCUGUCUCCAUCUACCACAUGGUCUCCAUCGCCAUCGACCGCCAUGAGGCGGUCUGCAACCCUAUGCUCUACUCAGCCCGCAUCACCAUGCCUGUGGCCUGGCUCAUGAUCUCAGCCAGCUGGGUAAUAGCAGCUCUGUACACCUAUGGACUCCUCUACUCUAAGGCUUACAUGACAGGAUUAGAGGACUACCUGGAUUCUGUAAAAUGUCAUGGUGAAUGUAUGAUAGUUUUCAACUCUUUGUGGGGGGCUUUAGACACAAUCAUGAAUUUCUUCUUUCCAGUCUCUAUCAUGGUGGGUUUGUAUACUGAGAUCUUCCAGGUAGCUAAAAUGCAUGCCAGGAGGAUAGAUGACUCUGGUCACGGAAUAGGGGGGGCACCUAAGGAGGGAAGGGGCACAGUGUCAAAGCGCUCAGAGCGAAAAGCAGCCAAGACACUAGGUAUAGUGGUGGGUGUGUUUAUAUUUUGCUGGAUGCCUUUCUUUGUCUAUUCCAUCAUAGAUCCUUACAUUAACUUUGGUACACCUACUGCAGUGGUUGAGGUAUUUGUUUGGUUGGGCUACUUUAAUUCCACACUAAACCCUAUCAUCUAUGCUCUGUUCUACCCCUGGUUCAGGAAAUGUUUUCAUCUUAUUGUAACUCUGAAAAUAUUCAACAGACACUCAUCUGAUAUAAAUGUGUUUAUUACAUGA